Molecule: messenger RNA, 267 nt
Organism: Prunus armeniaca (apricot)
Lineage: Eukaryota; Viridiplantae; Streptophyta; Magnoliopsida; Rosales; Rosaceae
Source: the annotation of a GenBank genome assembly
AUGGCCAGCUUUUUGAUUGAUAACUCCUUUGUCAAGCGCAAGCUAGCGAGCAAUGCCUUGUACUCUGCCUCGUUGUUUGAAGCCAGGAAGCCAAGCGUCAUAGCUUGCUCUAGCAGGGUUCCAUCUGGGGUGAUGGACGACGCCUGCUCCAGCUCCUUUCUGGUUCGACUCUCCGUCUACGUGCAACUACCACAUGUCUCUGGGUUGGUCAGCUUCUCUUCUUCGACUGAUGGUGUGAAUUCUGCAACAAAGUCUGCUAAGGCUUGA